CAUGGCUGACUGAAUGAAGUGGUUAAGUUUCAUUUGUAUGUUUUGGUGACAGUGCCUUUAUUCUGGCACUGAAAUGUACAAUUUUCAAUACAGAAAUCAGGUAAAAACUUUGGAAUCGUAAGACAUUCUGGUAGUUACUGUGCAUCUACCAAAAUCAACGAAAUCGUCUCUUUGAUUUCUACUUCCGGAAGCCAGCACUGCUGAUCGACCAUCACUCAAAUCUGAGGGAGGCGUUGUCUGUUGCUAGUUGAGGUGCCAGAUCGGGAGAUAUCAUCGAAAAUAAACUCCUGUAGUUGUGCUGCAACCUAUAGUGUUCAGGUUAUUGGUGCAACUAUGACAGAUUUUCUGGCUGAAAACAAUCUUUGCGGGCAAACAAUAUUAAAACUGGUCUCUCGGGGCAAUGCAAUAAUUGCGGAAUUAUUACGGUUGUCGGAGUUCAUUCCGCCGGUGUUCAAAUUAGAACACAAAGUUGAACAGGUCAAAUAUGGAGAUAUAUUAUGCGACUUCAGUUAUUUCAAAGGAUCAGAGUAUUAUGAUAGUAAAAUAGACUCGAAUGCGGAUCUACAAGACUUAGAUGAAGAAUUUCGUGAAAACAAUAUUGAAAUAUUAACAAGAUUUUAUCUUGCCUUUGAAAGUGUGCACAAAUAUAUCACAGAUCUUAAUAGAUUUCUUGAAGAUCUCUAUGAAGGGGUGUUUAUUCAGCAAACUCUGGAAACAGUCCUGCUAAAUGAAGAUGGCAAACAACUCAUGUGUGAAGCAUUGUUUUUAUAUGGUGUAAUGUUAUUAGUAAUAGACAUGAGAAUUGAAGGUGUCAUCAGAGAAAGAAUGUUAGUUUCCUACCAUAGAUACAGUGCUGCUCAAGCAUCUGUUGACUCAAAUAUUGAUGAUGUUUGUAAAUUGCUGCGUAGUACAGGUUACUCCUCAAUUCCAGGUUCCCGGCGACCACCAAACUAUCCGGAGAGUUACUUCCUGAGAGUUCCGAUAAACAGACAAUUUGUAAGCAUGCUGAUUGGACGACUGAGGUCAGAUGACAUUUAUAACCAGAUCUCUGCAUAUCCUUUUCCUGAGCAUCGUAGCACAGCAUUGGCUACCCAGGCAUCUAUGUUGUAUGUCAUUCUGUACUUUGCACCAGAGAUCCUUCACCAACAGCAGGCAAAGAUGAGAGAAAUAGUAGACAAACAUUUCCCGGAUAACUGGGUAACCAGUAUAUACAUGGGUAUACCAGUGAACUUGAUGGAUGCUUGGGAGCCAUAUAAAGCAGCAAGAACUGCCCUCAAUAAUACACUAGACCUCAGUAAUGUCAGAGAAUUGGCUGCUCGAUAUGCCACUAAAGUUCCCAAACUAAAUGACCUUGUGAAGCGUUACUUGCAAGAAGGUACAUUAACUGAAGAGUAUGUUUUAGAUAACAUCCCAAAGUUGAUGAACUGUCUUCGGGAAUGUAACGUUACAAUUCGGUGGUUGAUGCUACACACUGCUGAAGGAGCUUGGGAUAACAAUAAAAGAUGCCGUCAGUUGAAGGAGCAGGUGUUAUUAGAUAGUAAAUUCAAUCCACAAGUCUUGUUUACGCUCCUCUUGAAUACCGGGCAGUUUGAACUACAGCUGAAGGAGAUGUUCAGACAUAUGUUGGACAAUAAGAAAGAUAAGUGGGAAGCUUACAAGAAAGAGGGAUCAGAAAGAAUGGCUGAAUUAUCAGAAGUCUACUCUGGUAGCAAACCCUUAACCAGGGUAGAGAAAAAUGAAAAUUUGCAGGCAUGGUUUGCGGAGAUGGCUAAACAGAUUACAUCAUUGAAUUAUGAUGACUCCACCUCUGCUGGUAGGAAGAUAGUUCAGCUUAUCCAGGCACUGGAGGAGGUUCAAGAGUUCCAUCAACUAGAAAGCAAUUUGCAAGUUCGUCAGUUUCUUGCCGAAACUCGUAGAUUCCUGCACCAGAUGCUGCGUACCAUUAACAUCAAAGAAGAAGUUUUGAUACAAAUCCAGAUAGUAGCUGAUGUGCAUUAUGCAUGGGAGCUCAUUGAUAGAAAUAUGUUUGUUUAUUUCAGUUAUACUCGAUACAUGCAAGAAGGAAUAAAACGGGAACCGUCUUUAGUCAUCAAACUGAGAGCUACAUUCUUAAAGUUGGCGUCUGCUCUCGAUCUUCCUCUACUGAGAAUCAACCAAGCUGGUAGUGGGGAUCUGGUCAGCGUGUCCCAGUACUAUUCAGGUGAACUUGUCUCCUAUGUACGAAAAGUGCUGCAGAUUAUCCCAGAAACCAUGUUUGGAUUAUUAGCCCAGAUCAUCCGUCUGCAGACGCACAGUAUCAAAGAGGUGCCAACAAGAUUAGAGAAAGAAAAACUACGAGAGUUCGCACAGCUAGAUCAGCGAUAUGAGGUUGCUAAGUUAACCCAUUCAAUAUCAGUGUUUACAGAAGGUAUACUGAUGAUGAAAACAACACUGGUUGGCAUAAUAAAGAUUGAUCCUAAACAGCUUUUGGAGGACGGUAUACGCAAGGAAUUGGUACGCCAAGUAGCGAGAGCUUUGCAUGAAGGUCUCAUAUUUAACCCUAAAGCAAAGGUAAAUGAGUUGCCUCCUAAAUUGGAUGCUCUUGGUGCACGCAUGGAUGGAUUCCGCAUUUCAUUUGAAUAUAUCCAGGACUAUGUCAGUAUUUAUGGAUUAAAGAUAUGGCAGGAAGAAGUAUCCAGAAUUAUUAACUACAACGUGGAACAAGAAUGUAAUAGUUUCUUGAGAACCAAGGUGUUAGAUUUUCAGAGUGUGUACCAAUCAACUGCCAUACCUAUUCCGAGAUUCCCACCUGUCAUGGGAGACAGUUCAGUGAAUUUCAUUGGUCGAAUGGCACGGGAGAUACUGCGCAUGACUGAUCCAAGAACAACAUGUUACAUUGAGAAGAGAAACACAUGGUACGACUUUAAAACUAAACAAGAAGUCAUGACAAUAAAGCUCUUCUCCAAAGUACAGAGAAGUAUUGGUACCUAUGGUCUGACUGGAUUGGAUAGGCUUCUCAGUUUCAUGAUUGUCAAGGAGUUACAGAACUUUGCUACUAUACUGAACCGAGGUGUUCUUCGUGACAAGGCGUGGUUGGAGUUUCUUGGUACGACUAUGAAGUCACUGAAUCCUGUCAAAGGACUUGUCAAUAACGCUGGAAAAGUGUACGGACAAGCUGUAACAAAAGCUGCUAAAUUGUGGCCACCAUUCCUGGAUGUCGUACUUAAGGUUGGUCAGAUGCAGUUGCUACGACGACAGAUUGCAAAUGAGUUGAACUUCUCUUGCCAGUUUGAUUCCAUGUUUCUAUUUGAUUCAUUGCAAAAUUUGAACAAUUCUUUAAUGUCGGACAUUGAGGCUCACUAUCAGGAUCCUACGUUACCCUAUCCUAAAGAUGAGAAUCCAUUAUUGUAUGAAUUGACUUCCUACUUAGAGUGUGCUGGUAUAAAUAAUCCUUUCACAAAGAUUUAUACAACAACAAAGAGAGUGCCGUAUUUUCCCUUGUUUGCCUUCUUAUUGGUCAUAUCGCAGAUGCCGAAAAUGCAGUAUACAAAAGCCGUGGCGAGUAUGACAGCCAAGAACCCAAAAGAGCCGUUAGAUGGACCACCAUUCAUAGCUGGUACGGUGACUUUACUGCGACAAGCUCAUAGUGAGAAUAUCGACCAGUUCAUUGCACUGAUUGGCCAGUAUGUGAGAUCAAUGGUUGAGGUUACGGCCACGAGUCAGAAAGUUGACUUACCACCCGAUGUAACUAAUGUGCUGCUAUUUUUAGAAGAUUAUAUGAGUCAUACUGAACUCCCUAGAAAGAAAGUGGAAGCACACAUUCCUAAAUAUCUACUAGAUGAUUUCCAUAGCCGUCUUUGAGUAGAGAACUGAACGUAUCCUGCAUCAGUUAAUUGUAGUCUCGUCAAGGGUCAAUUGCGAUCUUGAUAGCAAUUCCCAAGCACCCUUUUAAACCAUGCAAAAUAGAUAAUUAUAUAUUUCAUCUUUGCUUUAAACUGAUAGAAACAUUGUAUUUCUAAGAAUGCAAUAAAGUUAUAUUGUUAUUCUUGUUUAUAUUAUUAUCAAUUUUUCAAAAAUGAGUUUUUGGAACGUUUCAGCAGAUUUUCUUACAGCAAACAUAUUGUACCUUUAGAUUUAUCUGAGACAUUGCACUUCUACUACCCCAAAAUGUCUUGACAUACUUGUACUGCAAAGUAUACCAAAUGUAUAGAACACUUUGUACUCUCUGUGAUAUUAUAUUUAUACAGUGAAUUGACCUCUUAACCUUAUGAUCUUCACAUGCAUGACCUCCCCCCCCCAAGGGUCACACAUCCUGGUACUUUUGAAAGGUUCAGGGUUUUAAAUUCACUAUAAAUGUGAUUUUGUUGAUUAUAUUUCCCCCAAGAAUGCAUGCAGUUGUCAUUGAAGAACAAUCACAUUUGACACAGUAAAACUGUGCUGUUACCGGUACAAUAACCCCCCC
Molecule: messenger RNA, 4441 nt
Organism: Saccoglossus kowalevskii
Lineage: Eukaryota; Metazoa; Hemichordata; Enteropneusta; Harrimaniidae
Product: WASH complex subunit 5-like
Biological process (GO): endosome organization; endosome fission; actin filament polymerization
Cellular component (GO): WASH complex; endosome
Source: RefSeq, a predicted model, not a curated record